Molecule: messenger RNA, 1954 nt
Organism: Ochlerotatus camptorhynchus
Lineage: Eukaryota; Metazoa; Arthropoda; Insecta; Diptera; Culicidae
Product: protein mab-21-like
Exons: 2
Coding region: 419-1516 (365 amino acids)
Source: RefSeq, a predicted model, not a curated record
AAUGUACAUCUUUCAUUUGUUUUUCUCCAACCGUGUCCGAGUCAUCUUCCGCAUCCGACGAUUUUCGUUUCGGUGGUUGGCGCUAGUCCGGAAUAAUUCUGGCGGAAGCCCAGGCCCGUGGGAUUUAUUUCGCGUUAUAGUGUAGGCUAAUUCGGUAAUCGUAUCCGGAUCGGUCCUCGGGACGCGGGGAGGGUUCACUGGAACCAAACUCGCUCUCUCUCUCUUCGAACGGUCGGUACGAGGUGGUGCGGCGGAUCAUGUACCAGUUGUCCGACUGGCGGUGCAUCGGUUAUCACGUUUCGUGUCGUGAAGUGAAUUAAGACACCUCUCAGGCUGAGGUGAGUGCGACAGUGCAGACCCAGUAAUUGGGGAUUAGCGGGCGCGUAAAAAAUUUCGCUGAACAGAGCGAGCAACAACCAUGUUGGUCCCAGCGGAGAUGAUUGCGGUCCAGUCGAAAACCAUUUUCCAAAUCAAUAAAUACUACGCCGAGAAGGUCCAGCUGCGGAUGGGCAACAUUUCCCGGGUGAUUCGGGAGAUUUGCAAGAUCGUUCAGGAGGUGCUACGGGAGGUGGAAGUGCAGGAGCCGAGAUUUAUCUCCAGCCUGGUGGAGUGCAAUGGCAGAUUCGAAGGCAUAGAGGUAGUUACUCCGACCUCGUUCGAGGUGGUCCUCUACCUGAACCAGAUGGGCGUGUUCAACUUCGUUGACGAUGGAUCCCUCCCGGGAGCGGCUGUCCUGAAGCUGAGCGAUGGCCGCAAGCGUUCCAUGUCGCUGUGGGUGGAAUUCAUCACCGCGUCCGGGUACCUCUCGGCGCGGAAAAUCCGUUCCCGAUUUCAUACUCUAGUCGCACAGGCGGUCGAAAAGUGUCCCUACCGUGAAAUGGUCAAACUGAUCCCGGACACGACCGAGGUUAAGCUGAAGAUUCGCGAACGGUACAUCGUCCAGAUAACGCCAGCAUUCAAGUGCACCGGGAUUUGGCCGCGGUCGGCAGCCCACUGGCCGAUUCCGCACAUCCCGUGGCCCCAUCCGGCCCUGGUGGCGGAGGUGAAGUCCGAGGGGUUCGAUCUUUUGUCCAAAGAAAGCGUUAUCCUGCAGGGGAAGAACGCCAACAUCGAAGGGGAUGCGUGGAUUCUGCACUUCACGGAAGCGGAGAAUCGACUGCUGCAGGGAGGCUACCGGAAGCGGUGCUUGAGCAUACUGAAGACGCUCUGCGACCGGCACCUGGACCUGCCGGGUGUCCCCAUCACGUACUACCAUCUGAAGACGCUGCUGCUGUACGAGUGCGAGAAGCACCCGCGGGAGGCCGAAUGGGAUGCCAACUGCAUCGGGGAUCGGCUGAAUGGGAUAUUUUUGCAGAUGAUUUCCUGCCUGCAGAAUCGACGCUGUCCGCACUACUUUCUGCCGAGUUUGGAUCUGUUCAAGGGCAAGUCCCCGACGGCACUGGACAAUGCGUCCAAGCACGUGUGGAAGCUGUGCCGGGAUAUUCUGACCAGCACGAAGGCGUUCGACCGGUUGUAAGAGGGAGCUCGAAGUCGGUAAGUCAUAUCUGAGAAUAGAAGAAGCAAAUGCUGAGUAACGAAUGUAUACGAUAUUGAGACAACAAUUUUCUCUUUUUUACUAAGUAGGUGAAAUUUUUUAACUAAUAUUUAAGUGUUAUUGGACAUGUGUUUUUUUUUCUUUGUGAGAAGAGUUAUUCGGAUGGGGCAAGUGUAAUGCGUUCAGCUUUUACUUUAACGUGAAGUUAGAGAUCGAAAUUACGCGUUUAUAUGCGAAAUGAAGGUGCAAAUAGCGGUUGAUAAUAUUUAAUGUAUUGUUUUUGAGUUAUUCUUACAGUUUAUUACCUUUAUUUACACAUAUUUAAUAGUGCAAACGAAGCUUGUUCAAUGAUAAUAUAUAACAAUUAACGGAAAUAAUAUUAGCUUUUCGGGAAAGUUCAACUUUCAGGAGUGAUAGAGA